AGUUUCCCCUCUGUCGCGACAGAGAGACUGAUCGCGACUUCUUAAUCCGUAUUCUAUGAACGAAACCAGCACCAUCUGCAGCGGUAGGGAGCAUCAACGAACUAAUUGCUGCGCUUUAAAUCGUGGGAUUCGCCGUCAGUCUCCCUUCGCGGUUUUGUUUUUACUCGCUCGAGACGCUUUUUCUGUAAAAUAAAAUAGAAUACGGGGAGAAUAAGUGCGCGCGAUGAGUACGCAGACCUCCUCCGUGAAGCUGAAAGAGCUGCGCCUGCCGAUCUCGAGGGUGAAGACGAUCAUGAAGAGCUCGCCCAGCGUCGAUACCGUCGGGCAGGACGGCUUGUAUCUGGUUACAAAAGCCACGGAGCUUUUCAUACAUUACUUAACGGAGGAGGCGCACAUGCAGAGCAACAAGGGAUCCUCUCUGGAUUACAAACACCUGGCGGAGGUGGUGCAGACCAACGACACGCUGGAGUUUCUGCGCGAGAUAAUGCCGCGGAAGAUCACGGUCCGGCAGUUCAAGGAGAUGAUGGCGGCGAGGGAGGCGUCCAACAGCAGCAGCUCCUCCGAGAGCAGCUCAGACUCGGACAGCGACAGCGACUCCGACACGGACUCCUGUUCGGACAGCGACGAGACGAAGGGCGACAACGGGAACUCAUCCGGCAGCGAGCGGGAGAGCGAGACCAAGGAGAACGGCGCCUCUCAUUCGGACAGUGAGAAAAGUGAGAUCAGUGUGAAAAGUGACAGUGAGGAGAAUAAGAGAUGAGAACUCGUAGGAUUUUUCUCUCCGCUUCCGACAGACUCCGAUUUAUUUAAUAAACCUUCGAUUUAUCAUGUCCCUUUUCUUUAGAAAGUUUCGCAGAUCUGUGUGAGGUAUCUAAUGUGU
Wasmannia auropunctata (little fire ant) is the source of this 880-nucleotide messenger RNA. It is a transcript of the gene Chrac-16, whose product is annotated as chromatin accessibility complex protein 1-like. The record is from RefSeq and is a predicted model, not a curated record. NCBI's taxonomy places the organism in Eukaryota, Metazoa, Arthropoda, Insecta, Hymenoptera, Formicidae. The transcript has 2 exons. Bases 224 to 760 code for a protein of 178 amino acids. Gene Ontology annotation, molecular function: protein heterodimerization activity. Gene Ontology annotation, cellular component: CHRAC; nucleus.